AAGUGUAAACAUAUUUAUUUUUUUACAUGCUUUGUCAUCAAUGCUUACGUUGAUAAAGAUGUAAUUAACCCAUGCAAUGUUCCUUACAUUUGCAUAUAUGGACCUGAUAUAUCUUACGUUUAUGUAUAUCUUUGAUGAUCUAGUCAAGAGCCUAAUUGGCAACAUAUACUGUAUAUCAUUGGGUAGUACUGAUUCAUCCAUCAACUUCCAUGUAGCCACGCUAGCCAGCACAGGAGCAGUCACUUGAACAGAGUCACUUGAACAUGGCGGAAGUUGGGCAGCUCGAAUCAGAGCAGGACAUUGAGAAGAAAAUUGAGGAGACAAGACAGAAGUUCAAGAAUGAGUACGUCCAAGAAUCUGACAAAUAUGACUCCAGAGAUGUGGACAGGAUACAGAAGGAUGACGCUCUGGUGGAGGCAUACCUGACAUGGCGACAAUACUCAGUGGACGAUGCCUUGAAGAUGAUUGACGACAGUUUCCUGUGGAGGAAAGAAUUUGGUUUGAAUGACCUCACUGAGAGCAGCAUUCCAAAGUGGAUGUUUGAGACGGGGGCUGUCUUCCUCCACGGCUACGACAAGGAAGGCAACAAGCUCUUCUGGUUCAAAGUCAAGCUACAUACCAAGGAUGCAAAGACCAUUAUGGACAAGAAGAAGUAUGUUGCCUUCUGGCUGGAGCGCUAUGCUAAGAGAGAGCCAGGGAUGCCACUCACUGUUGUGUUCGACAUGGCCGAUUCAGGGAUCAGCAAUAUCGACAUGGAUUUUGUGAAGUAUAUCAUUAAUUGCUUCAAAGUGUAUUAUCCAAAGUUUCUAUCCAAAAUGAUAAUUGUUGACAUGCCAUGGAUCAUGAAUGCUGCAUGGAAGAUUGUGAAGACAUGGUUGGGUCCAGAAGCCAUCAGCAAGCUCAAGUUUGCAUCCAAAAACGAGAUCCAGACAUUUAUUGACCCCGAGUACCUGCCUUUUCACAUGAAUGGAACGGACCCCUUCAAAUACAGCUAUCCCCCCCUUCCUGACGAUGACUUCCAAACACCCAUCUGUGAGAAUGGACCAAUCAUCAGCGAGGAUGACAACGAGAGCAAGGAGGGUGAAUCAGAGGGCAAGGAGUUGGAGUCAAGCUUUAGCUCCGAGGUCGCUGUCAAACCCAAAAAGGUGUAUUUCUCUGAGGAGAGUCAGAGCAGUCUGAAGCUGGAUGACAAUGACAAAGGAGACUGUCGGACGAAGGGAGCCAGGAAGCCACUGACCACAUUCAAGGGCCCUCUUCUACACGUCAGUCCAGCAGAGGAGCUGAGCUUUGGCACCAAAGAGUCGGAGAGGAAGUGUCUUAUCAUCCUCGAUAAUAUUUCCAAGAAUCAAGUGGCCUUCAAGGUACGAACCACAGCACCUGAGAAGUACAGAGUGAAGCCCAGCAACAGCAGCUGUGAACCGGGAGCGUCUGUGGAUAUAGUGGUGUCUUUACAUGGCGGCUACCAGGCGUCUCUGCAGGACCGCUUCCUGGUCAUGGCUGCUGAGAUGGAGCAGAACGCUGGUACUGGAUCACCAGAGCUCGCUCAGUUCUGGAAGGACGUGCCCAAAACCAAGAUCAUGGAUCACAGAUUACGAUGUCACGUCCUGGAGAGCACUAAGCCCAUUCUGAGCUAUCCGAGUGGCUGUAACAACCCCGUGGAAGGAGGAGCCAAUGGCCACCCAGACCUGCACACAACGCUGAUGCGUGUGAUGGUGUGUAAUGCCCGGCUGGAGCAGAAGCUGGACCAGUGUCUGUGGGUCCAGCAGGUCCUGAUUGGUCUGGUGCUGGUCGUCAUGAUGUUCAGCUUCCUGACUCUCUACCACCUUCCUGGGGCUUCCUGACUUGACUCAACCUUGUCUACAGCAGCUUAAAGCUAAACCAACAGACAGGGCUGGUAUUGGACUCUGUGAUAAAAAAAAAAAACGAAGGCAGACUCUCAUCUCUACAAGGUCUGUCAUCAUGGAGAUGAAGGGAUGCUCUAUUAUGUAGCAGUGAACUAGGGACAUGUGAACUUGUGGAGUUGUCAGUCAGUUUCCCAGAGAGAUUCGUCAUAGCCUCCUUGGCGUUGUGAGAGGUACCGUAGCUAAAGACUCUCGACACCGUGAAAUGAAAUCAAUAAUGUAUUUUUUAUUACUAAUCAUGAAAUUAUAUAUGAAGUCUAUUUAUUUCAAUAUGUAACAUGUAAUGUAUUCAUUAUUCAAUAUGUAAUAUGUCACAUGAUGAAGAAGAUUUUGUUAAUUUUUCUGUUCCUAAUGUACAUUUCAAUUUAAAUAUAUACAGUAUAAACAUAUCCGGUCAAGAAUAAACGUGCACUUUUUGUUUAAACCAA
Messenger RNA from Coregonus clupeaformis (lake whitefish), 2329 nucleotides. It is a transcript of the gene mospd2, whose product is annotated as motile sperm domain containing 2. Bases 264 to 1841 code for a protein of 525 amino acids. The record is from RefSeq and is a predicted model, not a curated record. Lineage: Eukaryota; Metazoa; Chordata; Actinopteri; Salmoniformes; Salmonidae. The transcript is spliced from 15 exons.